AAAACCCUAACGGGCGGAGCCUCCACGAUGUUCUCCCUUCCAAGAUGCUCUCCCGCCUCAUUUCUCGGCCGCUCCACCUCCGCCUCCUAACCCUAACCCUAGUUUCUUCCUCCCACCCCCUUUCACCCUCCUCCUCUUAUCCCCCUCCUCGCCUUCCGCCUCCUCCCCGUCUUCCUCACGGCGAACCCAAUCCAGGCUUCUUCCUCCAAUCCCUGAGAGCCUUCUCGACCAAUCGCGGGGACGGCGGCGGCGGCGAUGGUGACGGCACCUGGAAGUUCUCGCAGGAGAAGGAGGUGGUGGACUCCGUAUUCGGCGACGAAGAAGGUAGCCUCGCCGGGAUUGCAGAGGGCGGCAAGGAUGCCGCCGGAUCGGAGGCGGCUGCUGGAGCCGGCUUGAAGGGCGGCGAUCCCUGGUCGUCCCAGGAUUCCACUUUGGAGAAGAAAGGGGAUAUAUUUGUUGAGAUCGAUCGGGAGUUUGCAUCGAAGGAGGAGAUGGGAGGGGCUGGAGAGGAUGAAUGGGAGACGGCUGAAGGGUAUAAGUCGUGGACUUUGGGGGAAGAGGAAGAUCGGGUGGAUUUAUUUGACACUGAAGGAGAAAAAGGGCUGGGAUUUGAAGGGAUUGGGGAUGUUGGGAUUGAGGAUUUGGAAAAGGAGCGCAUUGAGGAGCAGAAGCAAAUGGAGAAGAAAGAGCAAGAACUCCUAGCUACACUGAAAGGUCCAAAUCGGGCAUUUGGGGAUCUGAUUGCAGCAUCGGGAAUUACAGAAGAUAUGAUUGAUAGCUUGAUUCUUCUAAAGGAUGUCAGAGGUAUCAAAGGGUUGCCUCCUCUACAUGAAAUAGAAGACAAAGCCAUAGCGCGAAUGAAUGCAACAUCUACAAGAACUGAAAUUGAGCGAAUGAAGCAAGAGGAAAUUGCAAAAGCACGGGUUAGACAGGUUGAUGAAAAAGGAAGGGCUUAUGGAACUGGAAGAAGGAAAUGCAGUGUAGCUCGUGUAUGGAUUCAACCUGGUGAUGGGAAGUUUAUCGUCAAUGACAAGCACUUUGAUGCAUACUUCCCAAUUCUCGACCAUCGAGCUGAGCUUCUUCGUCCAUUUACUGUGACAAACACUUUGGGUCUUUGGGAUGUAAAUUGCACUGUGAAAGGCGGUGGUGUCUCAGGUCAGGUCGGAGCUAUCCGCUUGGGAAUCAGCAGGGCCCUGCAAAACUGGGAACCAGGGCUUCGGCCAUACCUCAAAGCAGCUGGGUACUUGACGAGGGACCCACGUGUUGUUGAAAGGAAAAAGCCUGGAAAGGCAAAAGCAAGAAAGAGCUUCCAAUGGGUCAAGAGAUAACAGCUUUCAGCUUUGCAGCUUCAUCUUGACCAGCUCACCUUACCAAUACAAAGCCGAGCGAAUCUUAUAUUUGUUGGUGCUGCUGGCAGCAACAUUGCAACCAUGAUUUUGUUGUGCAUCACCUGAUGUCCCUUGUCAUACAAGCCAGAAAUCUUUGUGAUGAUUAAGUCAGAAUGUGGAGAACACGAGAACAAAGUUUCGAUGCCUGUCCUGGUACGUCUGCUACUAUAUUGGAGCCUUGAUUCUCUGCUUAAGAGCAUUUAUCUUUGCCCCAGUGAGACCAUGAUGGGCAAUUGUGAUGGUGUCAGAAAGUCUGUUCCUGGUUCUUAAGCCUGUCAUCCCGUCUGUCAUACUUAGAAGUCCAAGUGAUAAAUUGAUCAAGGGAUUCCAUUAUUUAUUUAUUUUCUGUUUGAAAUUUGUCAAAUUUCUGUUAUUUGAUUGAACAUUGGCGAUUGUUUGCCUUGGCUUCGAAUCAUGUUGCCUUUUAUUUGGGUCCAAUAAAGCGUGCAAUGUUGUGGUGACAACGUUGCGAGGAAGCAAACCAUCUUUUGCA
Molecule: messenger RNA, 1881 nt
Organism: Phoenix dactylifera (date palm)
Lineage: Eukaryota; Viridiplantae; Streptophyta; Magnoliopsida; Arecales; Arecaceae
Product: Ribosomal protein S5 domain 2-like superfamily protein
Biological process (GO): translation
Cellular component (GO): cytosolic small ribosomal subunit; ribosome
Molecular function (GO): structural constituent of ribosome; RNA binding
Source: RefSeq, a predicted model, not a curated record